Drosophila hydei is the source of this 15699-nucleotide messenger RNA. RefSeq names its product cadherin-related tumor suppressor (gene ft). Gene Ontology annotation, biological process: homophilic cell-cell adhesion; adherens junction organization; calcium-dependent cell-cell adhesion. The transcript is spliced from 7 exons. NCBI's taxonomy places the organism in Eukaryota, Metazoa, Arthropoda, Insecta, Diptera, Drosophilidae. The record is from RefSeq and is a predicted model, not a curated record. Bases 19 to 15639 code for a protein of 5206 amino acids. Gene Ontology annotation, cellular component: adherens junction; plasma membrane; catenin complex. Gene Ontology annotation, molecular function: calcium ion binding; cadherin binding.
AAUAAAAAGUGAAUAUAGAUGUUAAUGAAUGAAAAUCUGCGAAUACCACAGAGCCUUCUAAGGCUUAUAGAGAAGAUGCAUUCGCUUCUCACAAUUCGCGGAAAACGAAGAGGCAAAUUCUUUCACCUGAUCGUCCUAGCCACGUUUCUGUUCGUCCAAGUGUUAGAGGCUCGGUCCAGCGCCCAGCAAUUGGCGUCGCCUCGUGGACGGAGCUAUGCCACAACAUAUGAACAGUAUGCCGCAUUUCCUAGACGACGCAGCUCCUCGCCAGCUGGUGAAAUGCAAUCCCGCGCGGUCGAUACUAGCGCUGAUUUUGAAGUGCUUGAGGGUCAGCCUCGCGGCACACUGGUCGGUUUUAUUCCAACCAAGCCGAAGUUUACGUAUCGAUUCAAUGAGCCGCCGAGAGAAUUCACACUGGACCAGAUAACGGGUGAGGUGAAAACAAAUGCCGUGCUAGAUCGCGAGGGCAUGCGCAGCCAUUACGACCUUGUGGUGCUCUCCUCACAGCCCACAUAUCCAAUAGAAGUGCGCAUUAAAGUCUUGGAUAUCAACGAUAAUGCGCCAGAGUUCCCAGAGGCAAGUAUCGCGGUCUCUUUUUCGGAGAGCGCAGUAAGCGGAACUCGUCUGCUGCUCGAUGCGGCUACAGAUGCUGACAUCGGCGAUAACGGCGUGACGGAUCAUUAUGAGAUCGUAGCUGGCAAUGUGGAUAAUAAAUUUCGUUUGGUAACCACCACGAAUCCCAGCGGAGAUACUUCCUACCUGCAUUUGGAAACGACGGGCAACUUAGACCGAGAAUCACGCGGCAGCUAUCAACUAAAUAUAUCGGCCAGCGAUGGUGGCUCGCCUCCCCGACUAGGUUUCCUUCAGGUCAAUGUUACUAUACUGGAUGUAAAUGACAAUCCUCCGAUUUUUGACCAUAGUGACUAUAGUGUAACGUUGAACGAAACGGUUCUGCCUGGCUCACCCGUUCUCCAAGUUAUGGCUUCCGAUAACGAUUUGGGCGACAAUAGCAAGCUGACUUAUUACCUGUCCGAGACGGAAACUCAAUUCACUGUCGACCCUGAAACGGGUGUGAUUUCUACGACGGAGCGUCUGAAUUGUCCUCAACAAACAAGCGAACAGACACGAGAGCCCAUUGGCAAGGGUCACGCUCAAAAGAGCUGUGUGUUUACUGUUUUUGCUCGCGAUCAUGGCUCUCCGCGUCAGGAUGGCCGCACUUAUGUUACUGUCAAUCUGUUGGAUACCAACGAUCAUGAUCCCAUUAUACGGUUCCAGUACUUUCCACCUACUGGGAGCGCCGCCACCGUGGACGAAAAUGCGAUCAAUGGCACGGUUGUUGCCGCCGUAUCGGUGAUUGACUCGGACGACGGUUUGAAUGGAGAGACAUCAACUCGCAUCGUAUCUGGCAAUGAGCUACAUCAUUUUCGUUUAGAAAAGACUCCACUAUUUCAUAUAGUACGAGUAAAUGGAAUACUUGAUCGCGAAGAGAUUAGCAAAUACAAUUUGACUGUUGUGGCUAUAGACAAAGGAACGCCAGAAAGGAAAUCAAUAGCGCACCUUAUUAUCAAUGUAAACGACGUUAACGAUCAUGAGCCAGUGUUCGAGAAGUCUGAAUACUCUGCUGUGUUAAGUGAACUUGCGCCAACGGGCACCUUUGUUUCCUCAAUCGCUGCCACAGAUGAAGAUACGGGCGUCAACGCGCAAGUAUAUUAUGAAAUUCUUACGGGCAAUGAACUUAAGUGGUUCAACAUCGACACGACGACGGGCCUUGUGGUCACUGCCGGUCCAUUGGAUCGGGAAGUGCAAGCGAGCGUGGAACUGAGCAUAUCCGCACGUGACGGCGGUCCCAAUCCAAAGUUCGCAUACACUCAGCUUAAGGUCACCAUCCUGGAUGAAAACGACGAGGCACCGCACUUCGGACAACAGGAGCUCAAUGUUAGUCUAAGUGAGGACGUUAGUCCGCCGACACUAGUUGCCUUGCUAUCUGCUACAGACAAUGAUCAAGGCACGAAUGGAUCGGUUACAUUUUCUUUAGCGCCCAGCGUGGAACGGCUGUACCCGCAACAAUUUGCUAUUGACUCUAUAACAGGCCAAUUAAUGACGCGCAAAGCCCUCGAUCGUGAGACAAUGGCGAAUUAUGAAAUUUUUGUGAUCGCGCGCGAUCAAGGUGCACCGGCACCUCAGUCGGCCACAGCUACUGUGUACCUCAACAUUUUAGAUAUAAACGAUAAUAAUCCAGAGUUCUAUCCGAAGCACUACAUCGUCACAGUAAAGGAUCGGGACACUGAUGUCGCGCACAAGAACAGUAUGCGACCUCUGCUUAAUGUCACGGCAACUGAUCGCGAUGAUGGAGAUAAUGCCUUAAUUACAUACAACUUAGAGUCUGGUGGCGAGAAUGUUUUCCAACUUGACUCUCGCACGGGCGCCAUCACAUUUACGUCAAGUGGCGAAAUGAAAAGGGCGCACUACAACCUGCGCAUCUCUGCUCGAGAUUCUGGUGAGCGGCGCACCACAGAGGAUGCCAUUGUAGAAAUCGUAUUGGAAUCGAAGUCGGAAGCACUCGACUUUGGCGCUCACAAUGGCUACGAGUUCCAAAUCAUCGAGGAUCCUGAUCAGAAGAUGCCAAAAUUAAAUCGAGAGGUUGGGCGAGUGCAAGUCAAGAGACAGCCUAUGUUUGCAAAUGCAGCCAUCGAGUACUUCAUUAUUUAUGGCGAUAGAGGCGAAUAUUUUGCAAUUGAUCAACGCACUGGCUAUAUUACAACUGCCCGCCGUAUUGAUCGAGAGGUCCAAGCACAAUAUCAACUAACUGUACUGGCACGCAGCGUAAACGGUUCCAGUUCUAUGUCUCGAUUCGCUUACGGCAAAUGCAAAGUUCACGUGACGGUUCUCGAUCUAAAUGAUAAUGCACCCAGUUUCGCCCAGGACACGGAGGUUUCUAUAUGGUUGCCAGAGGAUACAGCAGUGGGCCAAGAAAUUUAUUUGUCACGUGCCCGGGACCGUGAUGCCGGAGUCAAUAGUCGUAUACGCUACAAUUUCACGUACAACACGGACCAACAGUUUCGUAUAAAUUCCGCCACGGGAGUGGUUUACUUGCAGAAGCCCAUACGCGCAGAUCCCGAAACAGUUUUCUAUGUGGAGAUAAUGGCCACUGAUGGAGGCAACCCGCCAUUGAGCAGCCGUCUAAGUUUGCCCGUACACAUUGCUGACGUAAAUGAUCACACUCCCGUGUUUGAUCAUACAUCCUAUGAAACUUCACUCUUAGAGACCACCAAGGUGAACACGCGCUUCUUUGCUCUAGCUGCCUCGGACAGUGAUCUGGGCGCCAAUGGACGUAUAUCAUAUGAGAUUAUAGAUGGCAAUUCUGAUCGUAAAUUUGGAGUGUUUCCCGAUGGCUUUCUGUUUGUUCGUGCACCCCUUGAUCGCGAGGAACGGGACUAUUAUGCACUUACAAUUUCCUGUAGCGAUGCAGCCGUGCCGUCGCGUUCGUCGGUGGUACCAAUCGUCAUUCAUGUCAUAGACGAAAACGACAAUCCACCGCAGUUUACGAAUAGUACAUUUACUUUUAAUAUACCAGAAAAUGCGCCACCAAACACGUUUGUCGGCAAGUUGACUGCGGUGGAUCGGGAUAUUGGACGAAAUGCCGAAUUGAGCUUCAGCGUGCUUUCGCAGUCUCAGGAUUUUAAGAUAGAUAUGCACAAUGGGUUUAUCAAGACUCUUCGGCCCUUUGAUAGGGAAGCUCUAGUGCGAAGCACAAGUAGAGCUGAUAAUAGCGAAAGCCUAAGCGACGAUGAGCGGAAUAUCAAUAGCGGCGGAGAUAACUAUAUAUUACUGGAGGCAGUGGUGACGGACAACGGCAGUCCGCCACUAAAUGACAAGGUUAAAGUCAAGGUAAUCAUCACUGAUGUAAACGACAAUGCUCCAGAGUUUUUACGUGCCCCCUAUCAAGUGACCAUCUCUGAAGGAGCCCCUGAGGGUACGCAUAUAAUGCACGUUUUUACGCAGGAUGCCGAUGAAGGCCUCAAUGGAGAUGUAUAUUACUCAUUAGCUGCAGGAAAUGAGGCAAACUUAUUUAGCCUAGACAGCGCCACAGGUCUAUUGACCCUCUCACAUAAACUGGAUCGCGAGUCUCAAGAGAUUCAUCGUCUAGUCGUUGUGGCGAAGGAUGCAGCACUAAAAGAUGCAUUGAGUUCCAAAGCCAAUAUUACAAUCACGGUAUUAGACGACAACGACAAUGCACCUGAGUUCACACAGUCGAGCAGUGAAAUUUCCGUAUUGGAGACAAGUCCCAGUGGAACUGAGUUAAUGCGAUUUCGGGCCAGCGAUGCGGAUCAAGGGGUGAACAGCCAAGUAGUGUUCAGUAUUACGGCGGGUAAUCGAAGAGAUACAUUCCACAUUGACAGUAUUAGCGGCAGCCUUUACUUGCACAAAUCCUUGGACUAUGAGGAUAUUACCAAUUACACGCUUAACAUAACAGCUUCCGACUGUGCCACUCCGCCCCUUUCGACCACCGUUUUCUACAACGUGAUUGUUGUGGACGACAAUGACAAUCCGCCAAUCUUCCCAAGCACGGCGAUUGUGCGACAAAUCAAGGAGGGCAUAGCACUGAAAACACCAAUUGUAACUGUGACUGCAGAUGACCCUGACUCGGGUCUUAAUGGCAAAGUAACGUACGUUAUCACCAAGCAGGAGCCGGAAACGUCUGGAGGUCGUCAUUUUGGCAUCAAUACCCAAACAGGUGUGAUACACACUCUCCGUGAGAUUGAUCGCGAGUCAAUAGAUAACUUCCGAUUGACUGUCGUGGCUACGGAUCAGGCGCAGCCUUCGGAACGACAGUUGUCCACAGAGAAGCUGGUCACGGUCAUUGUGGAAGACAUCAAUGACAAUGCGCCCAUCUUCGUCUCAAUGAAUGCUGCAAUUUUGCCUGUUUUGGGAAAUGGUUUAAUUCCGCCAGGGAGCAUUGGGCGUCAUGUGAUGCAGGUGUUGGCCCGUGAUGCAGAUUCCUCGAGUAACGGCCUGGUCACAUAUGAGUUUGUCGGCGGUCAGCAAGAACUGUUCCAUUUGCAACGCAAUACGGGCAUAAUCACGCUUGGCCAGGCUAGCCAGGCUCAAACUAAGCCCAAUGUGCGCUACCCAUUGACCUUAAGGGCAACGGACGAGGCAAGUGGCGAGCGAAAGAGCACGGAGACAUACAUUACAAUUAUUACGCUUGGCACGUACGAGGACGAGGGCGAUCGGCCGGUUUUCGAAAAUUCCAACUCCCUCUUCGGUUCGGUGUACGAGAAUGAGCCAAUUGGCACAAGCAUCCUAACGGUAAGCGCUCAUCUUGAGGGCGCUGAGAUUGAGUACUUUGUUACGAAUGUCACAGCGUCGAAAACAAAUGCAUUCGGACAUGCGAGUAGCAGCAUACAAGUUGAUCGUCUGUUUGAUAUCGAUGCAAAACUGGGAAUAUUAUCGACGGCGGUGGAGUUGGACCGGGAAGCUGGGCCCCCCACUUACGAGAUAGAAGUCCAUGCCAUCGCCCUGGGCGGAAAGCCACGGACUGCACACACCAAGGUGCAAGUUACUGUGCAGGAUAAAAAUGAUAGUCCGCCAAAGGUACUCGAUACGCCAUUAAUUUAUACUGUAAGCGAAGACCUGGAGAUCGGGCACAAUAUAGCCACAAUACGUGCGACUGACCCCGAUCCCGAUAUUGUGAGCAGUAUCAUUUUUACCCUGGUUAACGGACACGAUUCAAAGUUCAUUCUGGAACCAACGACCGGCAAACUCCAGCUGAAAGAUACUCUAGAUCGCGAAACAAAGGACGUGUACAACAUGCGCAUUCGAGUGAGUGAUGGAGUGCAAUAUACUGAAACAGAUGUGAUCAUACAGGUGGCCGAUACUAACGAUAAUCCGCCGAUCUUUGAAGAGGCUGUGUACUCAUUUGACAUACCAGAAAACGCACCACGUGGCUAUCAAGUUGGCGAAAUUGUAGCCAAGGAUGCUGACUUGGCUCAGAAUGCGCAAGUGUCAUAUGCUGUUGUUUCUGACUGGGCCAACGACGUAUUCAGCCUAAAUCCUCAAACGGGGACACUUACCCUCACAGCUAAACUGGACUACGAGGAAGUGCAACAUUAUAUAUUGAUUGUGCAAGCUCAGGACAAUGGACAACCCUCCCUAUCAACUACUAUAACUGUGUAUUGCAAUGUGCUCGACUUAAACGAUAAUUCGCCCCUCUUUGAUCCCAUGAGUUAUUCGAGUGAAAUAUUCGAAAAUGUGCCCAUAGGAAUGGAGGUGGUAACCGUGUCAGCCAAAGAUAUUGAUUCGGGUAACAACGGUCUCAUUGAGUUCAGCAUUACAGCUGGAGAUGAUAACAAUGACUUUGAGAUCCAUAGCAAUGGCACGAUAUCCACACGUCGACAGCUUGAUCGCGAGCAGCGUAGCGGAUAUACUUUAACAGUUACCGCCCGCGACUGCGCCGACGAGAUGGCGAUAUUCAGUGAACUAAAGGAGUCGCAGUUAAAGCUGAAAUAUCGCUCGCCGCGGCGUUAUUAUAAAACACAGCAAAAUCAAUUUUUAGCUCAUCAAAAGCAAGAUCGGCUCUCAUCGACUGUGCAGGUAACGAUAGUUAUCAAAGACGUCAACGAUGAGUCGCCCGUGUUCGUUUCCGCAAACGAAACGUCGGUGAUGGAGAAUGUAGCUGUCAAUACGGUUGUCUUUACGGUGAAGGCCAUUGACAACGAUGAGGGACGCAACGGCUACAUAGAUUAUUUUAUAGAUGACCCGCGCCCAUUUGGGCAAGAUAAUGAAGUCGUUGAACCUCUGCCAUUUACCUUAAACCCGACCGAUGGAAUUUUACGCGUCGCCGACGUGCUCGAUCGAGAGCUUCGGGAAAACUUUGUCUUAAACAUAACAGCACGGGAUCGAGGAGAACCGCCUCUUGUCAUGCAAUCUCAGCUUACGAUUAGAAUACUCGAUGAGAACGACAAUAUUCCAGUAUUUGAUCCCAAGCAAUAUUCAGCAUCCGUGCCAGAGAAUGCUAGCAUUGGCGCGAUGGUUCUUCAAGUGUCUGCCACAGAUAUGGACGAGGGUGACAACGGGCGUGUGCGAUAUUCGAUUGUAUCUGGUGAUCAAAAUCGAGACUUCAGCAUUAGCGAAGAUACGGGUAUGGUACGAGUAGCCAAAAAUUUAAAUUACGAACGCAUUGCCCGUUAUACGUUGACAGUGCGAGCCGAAGACUGUGCUCCAGGAGACAGUGCGAGUGACACCGCCGAGCUGAUCAUCAGCAUUAUUGACAUUAAUGACAACCGACCCACGUUCCUUGACUCCCCUUACAUAACCCGAGUCAUGGAAAAUACGCUGCCCCCUAAUGAUGGCUACUUGCUGACUGUAAAUGCUUACGAUGCUGACACUCCGCCUUUAAACUCGCAAGUUAGAUACUUCCUCAAGGAGGGAAAUGCGACAAAGGAUCUGUUUCGAAUCAAUGCAUCAACGGGCGAGAUAGUCCUAUUGACGCCCCUUGAUCGCGAGCAGCAAAGCGAAUACAUUUUAACACUGGUCGCAAUGGACACUGGAUCGCCCCCUCUGUCCAAUACGGGCAUUGUGAGAGUUGAAGUUCAGGACAUCAAUGACAAUGGACCUGUUUUUGAACUGCAAUACUACCAUGCCACAAUUCAAGAAAAUCUUCCAAGCGGAUCUUUGGUGCUCAAGCCCGUGGCCACAGAUAAGGAUGUCGGUCUAAACGCUAAGAUACGAUUUAACUUGCUGGGAGAGCAUAUGACUCACUUCCACAUUGACACAGAUACGGGCGAAAUUUCAACGGCCGUCGUACUGGAUCGAGAAAGCAUUGGCGUCUAUCAGUUAACACUUAUGGCUCAGGACAGUUCUAUUACCGAGCCGCGAGCGACUUCGGUGAAUUUGACAAUCACAGUUCUUGAUACAAAUGACAAUGUGCCCAAGUUCGAGGCAAGCACAUUUAAUAUUGUUGUGCCGAACAACAUCCGCGCUGGAGAGUUUGUGUUUGGAGCACGAGCUUCAGACUUGGACGAGGGAGUUAAUGCAAUGAUAGUCUAUAACAUAAGCGGAAAAGAUGAACACUUCUUCGAAAUCCACCCAGCCACGGGAGUGAUACGUGCGAAAUCGGAACUGAUGCAGAAAAACAAACCAAACGCUGACGUUAUUUUCAAUAUAAACAUUCAUGCGACGGACCUCGGACUUAUGCCCCAAGUGUCGACAGCAGAGCUCACGGUUCAGCUUCGACCGGUGGAGCUAUUUCCCGUUUUCUCUUACAUGCCCAUCACCCAAUUCAAUUUACAGGAAGACGUGCAACCUGGCAAAAUGAUUGCUAAAUUGGCUGCCUCGUCCCCCAAAAAGGGAUCUGUAGCCACGAUAAAAUACAAAAUAGCUGGUGGCAAUAUGGGCAAUGCGGCUGUUGUGGAUCCAAAUAGCGGAGUUUUAAGCGUUGGACAAGACGGAUUGGACUAUGAGUUGACUCAUCAAUAUGAGAUCUGGGUUGCAGCUGCUGACUCGGAUAGACCAAGUCUUCACACCGUUACGCUUCUAAACAUUAACGUCUCUGAUGCUAAUGAUAAUCCUCCGGUCAUGGAGAAGCUUAUAUAUAACGCAGAAAUUUUAGAGGAAGAAACCCCACCGCAAUUUAUUGUGGCAAUCAAGGCAAUGGACAAAGAUUCUGGAGACAACGGCGAGGUCAGCUACCUCUUGAAAAAUGACUACAAUGGCAUUUUUGAAAUUAACAGCUCUGGCGAAAUAUAUACAACCAUGCAACUAGAUCGCGAAGAGAUGAGUGACUACGCACUUGUUGUGGAAGCCGUCGAUCAGGGCGUGCCACAACUAACAGGAACUGCCAGUGUGCUGCUGCAUCUGUUGGAUAAAAACGACAAUCCACCAAAGUUUACCCGUCUUUACUCGUUGAAUGUAACAGAAAAUGCUGAGAUCGGCACUUUCGUUAUAAGUGUGACAUCCUCCGACUUGGAUUUGGGUGAAAAUGCGAACGCUUCGUACACGUUUAGCGCGAACCCAGGUAAUAAGUUCAAACUCGACUCUCAAAGUGGCAACAUUACAGUCGUGGGCGAAAUUGAUCGUGAGCAACAGGACGAAUACAUUCUAAAGGUUAUAGCCUCAGAUGGAGCCUGGAGGGCGGAGACCCCUGUCACAAUUACCAUACAGGACCAAAACGACAAUGCUCCGGAGUUCGAGCAUAGUUUCUACAGCUUCAAUUUCCCGGAGCUGCAACAUACCGUUGCCUUUGUGGGCCAGGUCAUAGCAACUGAUCGCGAUAAGCAGGGCCCUAACUCUGUCAUCUCAUACUCGUUGCAGUCACCAUCUCCAAUAUUUAGCGUCGAUCCCGCCACGGGCGAAAUCUUCACCAAAACACAAAUCCAAUACAAGCACUCGCAGUACAUAAGCUCACCAGAGAACAUGUUCUCACUGACCAUCCUGGCCACAGACAACGGAAAGCCGCCCCUCUAUACAGAAUGUCUAGUCAAUAUCAACAUAGUAGACGCAAACAACAACCCGCCGAAGUUUGUGCAGCCAGAGUAUCUGUCCCCGUUACCGGAAAAUGCAAAAGCAGGUCAGCGUGUGGUCAAAGUGCAUGCUAACGAUGAUUACGAUGUAGGAGUCAACGCAGAAAUUGACUACUCACUCAUCAGCUCCAAUUUGAGCGCUUACUUUGCUCUCAACAAGCACGAUGGCUGGAUAACCCUGAUGAAACCAAUUCAAAUGCCGGCUAAUUCACGCUUUGAGCUCACUGUCAAGGCUACAGAUCGAGGCGUUCCGCCACAGUCAGAUCAAGCUCGAGUCAUCGUAGUUGUCACUGAUGAAAACCGACACGUUCCCGAAUUUAAGACACUCAGUUACCAGGUGAUUGUGCCGGAGAAUGAACCGAUUGGAUCGACUAUACUAACAGUCACUGCGACGGACAAAGAUAACGGACCCAACGGAAUGCUGCACUAUAGUAUUAUGGACGGCAACGAGAGCGAAAAAUUUAAUGUUAACAAGCAUACUGGUGCCAUCACAAUAAUGCAUCCAUUGGACUACGACCAGAUGCAGGAAUAUCACUUGAACAUAUCCGUCACCGACUUGGGCUACAAGCCUCUGUCUGCAGUAGCUAUGGUCACAAUUAUACUCACUGAUGUUAAUGACAAUCCCCCGCUGUUUAAUCAAUCUGAAUACCAUGGAUAUAUAGCGGAAAACAAGCCGGCAGGAACUGUUGUAUUUCAAGCCCAUGCCACCGAUAAGGACUCGACGAAAAAUGCCAUCAUACAUUAUUCAUUUCUGGCUAGCGGCACUGAUCAUCACUUUUUCACGAUCAAUGCCAGCAAUGGAACAGUUUUAUCUGCCAGCAGCUUUGAUUAUGAAGAGCGCCGCAGUUACACAUUGCACAUUAAAGCCAAGAACCCAGACUCGAUCAUGGAAAGUUACGCAAUUGUGCACGUUCACAUUUUGGGAGUUAACGAAUUCUAUCCGCAAUUCCUGCAACCGGUUUUCCACUUCGAUGUCUCGGAAACUUCAGCUGUAGGCACUGCAGUGGGUUCGGUGCAGGCAACCGAUAAAGACAUUGGCGAAGAUGGUCGAAUCUAUUAUUUGUUGGUUGGCUCCAGUAAUGACAGGGGCUUUGGGAUCAACACAAAUACCGGCUUGCUGCAUGUAACUCGUAAUUUGGAUCGGGAAACUCAAAAUCGGGUUGUGCUUAUGGUAAUGGCUAAGAACUACGGAAGCAUACGAGGCAAUGAUACGGAUGAGGCACAGGUUAUAAUAUCUAUCCAAGACGGAAAUGAUCCACCAGAGUUUGUUGAGCGAUUCUACACUUCAACAAUAUUAGAAUCUGCCCCAAUUGGAUCGGUAGUGACAACAGUGAAGGCAGUAGACAAAGACGUUCGCCCACAAAAUAAUCACUUUACGUACUCCAUUAUUAAUGGGAACUUGAAGCAAAGCUUCAAGAUUGAUGCAGAAAGCGGUGAAAUUAGCACCGCUGCCCUGAUAGAUCGAGAGGAUAUUGCACACUAUAAUCUAGUUAUAGGCGCAAUUGACACGGGGCUGCCACCGCAGACGGGCACAGCCACAGUCCGCAUUAACCUGGAGGAUAUCAACGACAAUGGACCUACAUUUACUUCAGAAGCUCUUACUGGCUAUAUACCAGAAAACGAGCCGCCAGGCACAUCAAUAAUGACAUUAGCAGCAACCGAUCCAGAUUUGCCAGAAAACGGAGCACCUUUUAGUUACAAGAUCGUGGGAGGCAGACACAAGUCUUGGCUAGCCAUUGAUAAGUAUACAGGCUUGCUAAAGUCUACUGCCAGCUUCGAUCGUGAGGCAACCCCCCAACUGGAGGCUAUUAUUGAGGUGGAGGACAGUGGAAGCCCUAAGCAACAGGCGCAGCAUAAAGUGACCAUAAAAGUGUUGGAUAAAAAUGAUAAUCCUUCAACAGCGCGCUCUGUUCAUGUGGCUGUGAGUAUAUUUAACGGAGAUUUGCCCACAAAUGCGAAACUAGCUGAUGUGCAUCCGAAUGAUGUUGACAUCGUGGGCGACUAUCGCUGCCGUUUGAAAGGCAGCGGACAGCUGACUAUAAAGACCGGCUGUGACCUGUACACAACAUCAUUGACUACCCCGAUGUCAUACGUGUACGAUGUCACUGGCAAUGAUGGCAAACACGAUGAUGUCACUUCUAAGGUGACCGUCGAUUUUCAGAGCUACAACAAUGCCACCUUGGAUAACACUUUACCCCUCUUGAUACGGAAUAUGACAGCAUCCCAGUUUCUCACAAAACAUUACGUGCAAACUCUUGAUUUGCUCAAGUCCCGCUUCUCUGCUAGUGACGAAAUUCUCAUUUAUAGCGUCAUUGAAAUGGAGGCCAAUAAUGGAAGCAAUGUAGAUCUGGAAGCCCUAAUGGUGGUGCGUUCAUUCAAUUUUACGUACAAAGAACCGAUUCACGUCGGCGAACGUCUGCGUGAGAAGCGUUCCGCUCUGUCCGACUUGCUGCACACAGAAAUUGUAAUCGGUUACGAGCCUUGCAACACACCUAAUGUGUGCGCCAACGGAGGUGUGUGCAGUGCUUCUAUUCGACUGCUGGAUGCAAGCCACUUUAGAAGCAUCGAUAGCCCUGAGCUCAUACUUAGUGGGCCACGGAUCAUUCACGACUACACGUGCCAAUGUGCCAAGGGCUAUGCUGGUGAGCAGUGCGCCAGACGGCAAGAUCCAUGUCUACCCAAUCCCUGCCAUGGGCAGGCUCAGUGUCGGCGAAUGGGCAAUGACUAUCAGUGCGAGUGCCCGGCUAAUCGAGAUGGCAAGCAGUGUCAAAAGGAGCGCAGUGAUGUCUGCUGGGGGAAACCUUGUCGCAAUGGCGGCAGCUGCCAACGUAGUCCUGAUGGCGCCUCAUACUUCUGUCUCUGUCGGCCCGGCUAUCGGGGAAGCCAAUGUGAGAGUAUAGCUGAUUCGUGUCGUCCCAAUCCGUGUCUACAUGGUGGCUUGUGCGUCAGUCUAAAGCCAAGCUACAAGUGCAGUUGUCCUUCUGGUCGCUAUGGACGUCAUUGCGAACGAUUUAGCUACGGAUUUGAACCACUUUCCUUUAUGAGUUUUCCCUCUUUGGAUCCCACAACAAACGACAUCUCAAUUGUCUUUGCCACAACAAAGCCUACAGCACUCUUGGUGUACAACUACGGUUUGCAGAACGGCGGACGCUCGGACUUUUUGGCCAUUGAGCUGGUUAAAGGUCAGGCAGUCUUCUCAUCAGGAGGUUCACGUACUGCUAUUAGUACAGUUAUUGCCGGCUUCAAUCUCGCCGACGGAAACUGGCAUAAGGUCACUGCCACCCGCAAUGGACGGGUCAUGUCCCUGAGCAUCGCAAAGUGUACGGAAUCCGGCGAAGUAUGCGCCGAGUGCAUUCCUGGUGAUUCCAAUUGUUAUGCAGACAAUGUUGUGCCCGUGGGAACUCUCAACUUCAACAAACAGCCCCUGCUUAUUGGAGGCUUACAAUCAGCAGAUCCCGUCCUCGAGCGACCUGGUCAAAUACACAGUGACGAUCUUGUUGGCUGUGUUCACAGCGUUUCUAUAAAUGGACGCGCCUUAAAUUUGAGCUCACCAAUACAACAGCAUGGAAUUUUACCCGGAUGCAACAGAAAAGCCUGUCAGCCAGCUAUAGCAGCAGAGCGCUGCAGUAGCUAUGCGGGUCAGUGCAUUGAUCGUUGGUCAACGUCGCUUUGCCAAUGCGGCGACCAGCUUCUCUCGCCCGACUGUGGAAACUCUCUAGAGCCUGUCAGAAUAAGCAGCGGAGGCUUUAUCGAAUUUAAAAUAUCCGAACAGUACCGACGCAUGCAGCUUCUGGAUAAUCUUUAUAAUGGAAACAAUGCUUGGUCCAACUCAGGCACUCGCACAAAGCGCCUCUCAACACAUAAUGCAAGUGCUGUGACGACAUCUUUCUAUGAGCCUCCGAAGCUGCUCAGCUUUCUCUUCCGCACAUUCAAGUCACAUGGAUUGAUCCUAUAUGCAGCCACCAAUCAAAUGUACACUUCCUUGUCGCUUUUGGAUGGCAGACUCGUUUACUAUUCAAAGCAACACCUCUCAAUCAACAUGACUGUGCCAGAGCCUUCAGCCUUGAAUGAUGGAAAAUGGCAUAACAUUAGCCUUCACAGCCAGAGCCGCACACUCUACUUGCUAAUUGAUGGACACCAAGUGGGCGAUGAGCUAGACCUUGCGGGAGUGCAUGACUUCCUCGACCCGUAUCUCUCUACACUCAGCGUAGGCGGUGCGUCCAGUGGUUUGAUGAAGGAAGAACCUUUCACUGGCUGCAUAGCCAACUUUACCAUCAAUAACGAGUUGCAGCCAUUGAACGGCUCUGGCAGCAUUUUCCUCACAGUGAAGCAUCAUGGAAAUGUUAAGAUGGGCUGCAGAGGAUUAGAUACGAGUACCGAUGCUGCCCAAGUAGCCGACCCCCUGAGCAUUGGCAUCACACUGGUUAUUGUGUUUUUCGUAAUACUUGUUGUGGCUAUUUUCGGAUCAUACAUUAUCUAUCGCUUUCGAGGAAAACAAGAAAAGAUUGGUAGUCUCAGCUGUGGGGUGCCAGGAUUUAAAAUUAAGCACCCUCCCGCUCCAACUUCACAAAGCCAAACCUCUGAUCAUGGGCUGCCACGCAGUAUCCACGCUAAUGCAAAUGACCCACCUGCACCACUCGUAGCUAGCAACGAUCACUUGAGAUCACCUGGUCAUCAUCUAACUGGCCCCGAGCUUAUUACGAAAAAAUUCAAGGAACGCAGUGAACUACCGCCUACUGCAGACCAUCCACAGCCACAGCAGCGUCCUCAAAGACCUGAUAUAAUCGAACGUGAGGUUGUGGGCAAGAGUCCACCAAUCAGAGAGGAACAUCAUCUGUCGAUACCGCCACCAAAUCCACUGCACCCACUCGAUCACGGAAGCUCCGUAGAUUUGGGCUCAGAGUAUCCAGAACACUACGAUUUGGAGAACGCAAGCUCGAUUGCACCGUCCGACAUUGAUAUCGUAUACCAUUAUAAGGGAUAUCGUGAAGCGGGUGGCAUGCGCAAGUAUAAGGCCACCACACCACCUGUGGCAUCUUAUACACACCACAAGCAUCAGAGCGCAGCAGCCCAGCAGCAGCAUCGCCAUUCACCACGACAUUCUGUUAACGCCUCCUUCGUGCCGCGCGUGCCCAAUCAAAGCAAUCAACCACCGUCGGCAACGUCGACGUCUCGCACCCACCAGACAACUCCCCUAGCACGCCUCUCGCCCAGCUCCGAACUGAGCUCACAACAGCCGCGAAUUCUAACUCUGCACGAUAUCUCAGGCAAACCAUUGCAGAGCGCACUAUUAGCCACCACUUCUAGCUCUGGAGGCGUCGGCAAGGAUGCACUGCACAGCAACAGCGAGCGUAGCUUGAACAGUCCAGUGAUGUCGCAACUGUCUGGUCAGAGUUCCAGUGCUAGUCGCCAGAAGUCUGUUGCACCACCUCAAGCACCACCACAGAACUCAAUGGGUCUCACUGCCGAAGAAAUUGAAAGACUCAGUGCUCGACCGAGAACUUGUAGCUUAGUUUCCACUUUGGACUUGUCAUCCAGCAGCGAGGCGCCGACGCCUCGAGUGCCAGGCGGUGCACUUCAUCUAUCUCUGGGCGGUGAUGUCGAUGCGCACAGCUCAACAUCUACAGAUGAGAGUGGGAACGAUAGCUUCACCUGCUCUGAGAUUGAGUAUGAUAAUAACAGCUUGAGUGGCGAUGGCAAGUACUCAACCAGCAAAAGCAUUCUCGAUAGUCGGAGUCCAGUGGCUCGUGCAAUCAGUGGGGAGCCCAGCAGGAGCCAAAAUGUGGCAAAGACUCCGCCCAUUCCACCGCAUGCCUAUGACGGAUUUGAGUCAUCUUUUCGAGGUUCACUUAGUACGCUUGUAGCCAGCGACGAUGAUCUGGCAAACCAUUUAAGUGGAAUCUACCGCAAGGCAAAUGGAGCCGCUUCGCCAUCGGCAACAACCUUGGGCUGGGAAUAUUUGCUCAACUGGGGCCCAAGCUAUGAAAACCUGAUGGGCGUAUUCAAGGACAUAGCCGAACUUCCUGAUACGACCAAUCCACAGCAACAACAGCCCUCCCAGCCAGUCUCCACUCUACGUAUACCCAAUGUACAAAAAGCACCAGAGGAGUACGUGUGAAACACUCCGUAAGGAGUAUGUGUAUUAAGUGUAAAAGUUUAUGCGUCUUUUAGAGUUAAG